Camelus dromedarius (Arabian camel) is the source of this 907-nucleotide messenger RNA. RefSeq names its product transmembrane protein 179B (gene TMEM179B). Lineage: Eukaryota; Metazoa; Chordata; Mammalia; Artiodactyla; Camelidae. The coding region runs from base 55 to 714 and encodes 219 amino acids. The transcript is spliced from 5 exons. The record is from RefSeq and is a predicted model, not a curated record.
GGCGGGGCUUGGGGGCUGGCUCCCGCGGCGGCGCUUCUAGGUGGGGAGGGUGCUAUGGCGCUUCCGUGGUCACAGCGCGUUGAGCUCGCGCUCUUCGCUGCCGCCUUCCUGUGCGGAGCCUUGGCUGCCGCGGCGCUGACUCAAACCCAGGGCUCCUUCAGUGGCAGCUGUCCCCUGUAUGGUGUGGCCGCCCUGAAUGGCUCCUCCCUGGUUUUGUCCCGACCCUCGGCCCCAUCCCUCUGCUACUUUGUGGCUGGGGCCUCUGGCCUGCUGGCCCUCUACUGUCUCCUGGUCCUGCUGUUCUGGGUCUACACCAGCUGCAUCGAGGACUCCCACAGAGGCCCGAAAGGGCUCCGCAUGGCGCUGGCCAUCUCAGCUAUAGCCAUCUUCCUGGUCUUAGUGUCUGCUUGUAUCCUUCGAUUUGGCACCAGUUCCCUCUGCAAAUCCAUCAUCCCCCUGAACAUAACUACUAGCUGCUCUGAUGCCCAGAAAACUCCAUGGAUACCCCCUGGAACCACUCUGCAGUUUUACUCCAACCUACACAAUGCUGAAACCUCUUCUUGGGUGAAUCUGGUAUUGUGGUGUGUGGUCUUGGUGCUCCAGGUCCUGCAGUGGAAGUCUGAAGCCACCCCAUACCGGCCUCUGGAGAGGGGGGACCCUGAGUGGAGUUCUGAGACAGAUGCUCUUGUUGGGCCACGCCUUUCCCAUUCCUGAAGAAUAACCAAAGAGUACUUCCUGCCGCCAAAGAAUCCAUGCCUAAGUGCCUGCAAUCCUCUUGCCCCUACAUAGCCUUGUGUAUUCUGGGAGUCUGUUUUCCCUCCAGGAGGGAAACAUGACGACAGGCCACCUCUUCCUCUCUUCCUAUGGCUGUUUUUGUACCAAAGUAUUAUAUUACUUUCUUCCUUCA